AAUAAUAGCAGUUGCCAUAGCGAAUGUUCGGAAAACAAUGACGAAAAUGUCAGCAACAUUGACGAUCCUGAAGAUUAUUUUGAAGAAGAUUUGUAUUUACGUGAUCCUGCUUUGUUUAGGGUAACUGAGCAAAACAGACAGAUUGGAGCAGACACCAUGAUGACCCCUGCUACAGCCCUCCAAGAACAAUGCCAUUAUUCCUCUCACAAGCUAGAUAGACAAUCACCUGGUCUUGCGUUUUCUGAGCCGCCUCUUUUUAUCACAAAAGUUAACUCUAUUGAAGUGACGUUUUAUUACGGUCAGUUACCAGGAUGCGCAGGAAGACAAUCUGACACCAAAGAGUGGAUAAUAGAGGGAGACAAAAGAAAGAAAAGGCGCUAUAUGUUUAUGUGUGAUUUUGGAGAAGAAAGUAUGUAUGCUUUAAGAUGGGGCAUCGGUACCCUACUACGAGAUGGAGACGAGGUAGACGUUGUCAGCGUUAUCCAUACGAACGAGGAAGUG
Mycotypha africana is the source of this 501-nucleotide messenger RNA. RefSeq lists its product as uncharacterized. The transcript has a single exon. The record is from RefSeq and is a predicted model, not a curated record. NCBI's taxonomy places the organism in Eukaryota, Fungi, Mucoromycota, Mucoromycetes, Mucorales, Mycotyphaceae. The annotation marks the transcript as partial.